Xiphophorus hellerii (green swordtail) is the source of this 927-nucleotide messenger RNA. RefSeq names its product glycoprotein hormone beta-5-like. Lineage: Eukaryota; Metazoa; Chordata; Actinopteri; Cyprinodontiformes; Poeciliidae. The record is from RefSeq and is a predicted model, not a curated record. The coding region runs from base 237 to 656 and encodes 139 amino acids. Gene Ontology annotation, biological process: regulation of thyroid hormone receptor signaling pathway; G protein-coupled receptor signaling pathway. Gene Ontology annotation, molecular function: hormone activity. Gene Ontology annotation, cellular component: cytoplasm; extracellular region. The transcript is spliced from 3 exons.
GGAUGAUAAAAAGCCCUGGUUUGCUCUGUCAGAUUCAUUAGCAGAGAGCUCAUGUCUGCGGAACACACAAUGAACACAUUUUGUGGUUCAUUUGAGACAAUUCUAUAGUGAAGAAAGUAACUAAACAUCUGAGAGUGAAGAAGAAGGCUGUUGUUCAUUAGAUAAAAUAACUUUCCCUUUUGUUUUAUUGUGCUGUUAGUUUCAAUCCCAAGGAGAAGCUGCCAGUUACAGAUGAUAUGACGCUUAGGAGGAUAAAGUCGCAUUGGAAGUCUACACUGAUGCUAAAAUGGAUUCUCCUUUGGACCUGUCAACCACCUCUCUUCCUUCACGAUGUAUCAGCUGUCAAUCUGCAGCAGUUCACUGGAUGUGCAGUUCGGGAGUUCACCUUCCUUGCUAAAAAGCCUGGUUGUGGUGGUUUGCUCAUCACUACUGAUGCCUGCUGGGGGCGUUGUGAGACAUGGGAGAAGCCAGUGCUGGAAUCCCCUUUCAUAGAGUCUUAUCAGCGAGUUUGUACCUACAACAUGACACGUAUGGUCAGCGUGAAACUACCCAACUGCAAGUCCAACAUUGACCCAAUAUACACCUAUCCUGUGGCCCUAAGAUGUGCCUGUGGGUUCUGUCUGACAAGCACCACUGAAUGUAUAACAUCUGUCUGAAAGUUUGAUGCAAUUCAGAUCAGUUCUUUUAUUAAAUUUCAUUUCAGUUGCUGUUUUUUCAGAUGACCUGAAUUAAACAUGUAACCAACUUUGUUAACUGUAACAAAAAGUAAAGUUACCCAAGUACAUAUUAAAUGACUCAUGAUUGGAAUUGCCUGCUUUACUCAAAGCAGAUGUAUAUAUUUACUAAAGUUCAGACUAUAUUAAAAACGGAAGUAAUUAAGCUUUCUGACCUUUUAGACUUAGACUUAGACUUAGACUGACUUUAUUA